Messenger RNA from Acaulospora morrowiae, 789 nucleotides. Lineage: Eukaryota; Fungi; Glomeromycota; Glomeromycetes; Diversisporales; Acaulosporaceae. The record is from the annotation of a GenBank genome assembly.
AUGCAAUCUAAGAAUUCCACCUCUCUUCCCCCGAUCAAAUUCCUUCUUGACUCUCCCAUCGAUGAUGGUCAUGGUCCAUUGUUUGGCUUCCCGGCACACACUCCAUCUUCCCCUUUGGACGCCUAUAACCGCCCUCAAAGUUUCCCCCCCAUGUCCACUCAAUCGACCGAGUCUCGCCACUCUCCUGUAGUUAGCAAACACGCAAGUUUGAGCAAUCUUCCUAGUCCACGUGCUAACAACAGCAUUAGAUCUUUGCUCUCACCUCCCCAAUCUCCCGAGAUGAUCACAGUUCAACAACCUUCUUUCGACAUUUACGGUGCUCGACAAGCCUCAGAAAACUAUGUCGCACCUCAAUCCGUCCAACCACCAUUGGAAUCCCAAUGUGCCUGCUGUGUGAGACCCACCCCUGUCUACUCUUCCUCUCACCCUCCUUAUAGUCAACCCACAGGAACAAUGUUGCCGAAUGCAUCGCCCAUCAAACAUUUUAGUUCUCACGAACAGAUGUCUCCAAACGGUUCCUCAAGUGGAAAUCGCUAUCAGUGUCCUUACUGCUCAAAGAGAUUUUCGCGUCCUAGCUCGCUCAGGAUUCACACGUAUUCUCACACCGGAGAAAAACCGUUCAUUUGCACCGAGCCUGGGUGCGGAAGGAAAUUUUCGGUGCAGAGUAACAUGCGACGACAUCUCCGAGUUCAUCGGAUGGGCAGAACUGUCAAGAAGCCCCGUUAUGAUGGUGAAGUAGAAGGCGUGAAGAUGCUAAGCCAUAAUGCCACCAUUCUAAGGGGAUACUAG